UGAAAGGCGUGAAGGCGCGGGCCGUAAAAAGGAAUCAGGCGAAAACAAAUCGUUUACUGGAUAAAAAAACUGAAGAGAUAACGACAAAGAUUGGAGUUGCUCAACUAUCUUUGACAGUAAGGGGACAUGAAGGCCUUCAAAGGAGCAGACUUUAUAAAGAGGACAUCUUCUAUAGAUGCAGUGGGAAAUUUACACUCUGAACUCCAGGCAUGUCUCGCUGAUGUCCCAGGUGCUUCCUCUGCCCAAGACCAGCUGUCAGAUCAAAGAGUAGUAUGUGACCGCGUACUUCGUGCCUGUAACCACUGGGCAGGGGACUCCAGCUGUCAUGGUGAACACUUACAGAGCCUUGUGCCCCUUGCACAACUUGCUUGUCGAGGUUUCCAUGCAUCUUGUCCCCAGCGCACUCCCUUCUAUCUUGAAAAAAUCCUCUUUCAUCUAAUGAAGAACUUCUCUGCACGUGAGUCAUCAUUCUGGGCCUGCACUCAAUUUUCAGAUCUUCUGUACUCCUUUCUUUUCAGCUCACCUGCAGAUCAGCAGGAUUUAGGGGACUUCACAGCUUUGUCCAAAAGUGGAUUUCAGCUGCUUUGGAAGGCAGCUAGUGAUAAAGAGCAGAAGCAAACCCCUUGUUCCUAUAACAGAGAAACCCUGUGCCUUAGACUACAUUCUUUGCGCUUCCUUUUGCUCAUAGAGUGUUCAGCAUCUCAUGAAGAUUCUUCCUUAUCAGUCUCUCGCCAUACUAAGUCGGCAACAUUGGCUUUUGAGUCCAAAGGCAAAUUGUGCAGCCAAGAUGAUGCUCUUUUCCUAAGUCAAACUCUGGAGGAUCUACUAGUGAAACCUCUUGUACAGCAUGGCAUACAUAGUGGGCCACGGGCUCGUUGUUUAGUGGAACUCACAUUGGAAAGGUGUCAUAAACUCUGCAAAAGCCGCUGCUUUAAACAAGGACGAGAAGCUAUUAAAAAAGCUCAUGAAUAUUUAAAUGGGGUAGAAGGAUGCUGUCAAGUGGGACUGGCACUUUUGGAUCUUGCUCUAGACUUUAAUGAACUGGACAGAUCAUUUGAACUUGAGAAACUUUUGUCAAAGGGGACAGACCUAGUUAAAGCAGCCUUUGACUCCGGUGAUGGCUGGCUGUGUCAGGCACUGGGAGAGUGCUGCCAAUUUGCUGUUUCCUCUUUGGAUGGACGUCUUAGGCACAGUGUUAAUGCUGGAAAGCUAGGCCUUCAUGAGGUCCUAAGUCUGGCCAAGUUUCUUGAGUUGCAUUCCUGUCUUAUAGAGAAGCAAGCAUCCAUGAUUUCCAAAGAUGCAACACGGCAACUUCGCAUUUUGAAGCAACAGCAGUAUAGUGGCUUUCAGAACUUUACUAGUGCCGUAUGCAGCUUUCUGCAGAGGUGUAAGGACACAGGAUGUGAUGGUUUGGAGCUGUUGCUUGAGUCCUGCAAACAUGCAAUCUCCAGGGUGCUGAGCUUUCUUGAGACUCUCCCUGAUCAAGAUGUGACUGAGUUUCUGACUAUAACAGCAUCUUGUGUACACAACUUAGCCUACUGGUUUUUCAGUCAGAAGAGAUACCAAGAAGCUUCUGACCUUGUAUCUCCACUUUGUGAGCGGCUUGCAAUGAAGGGCUGUGGGCCAGAUCCAGAACUGGCUGUAGAAAGGCUGCACCGUUGUUUCAAACUUCACGUGGAAAGCUGCAGGAAGGCUGGACAAAACACGCUUGGUCUUGCAGCGGUGGCUCACUGGCUACGAGCUCUGCGUGCUCAAGUAACCAAGCAAAUGGCAGAACCUAUAGCCCUCUGGGUUAGAGUUAAAAUGGAUGGUGUAAAAAAUGGGGAUGAGGAGUUAAGACUUAGGACUUUAAAGGAUGAGCUCACUCAACAACCAAUGGAUCCAGAGCUGAUGGUCUCUCUUCUAGCAGAGGAACUUAAAGGGUACAAGUCAGUUCACGGUGACACAGGGCAAGAGCGUUACAACACAAUAUGUGACCUCCUAGAGCUGUGUAGCGAGGGCAGCAAUCUCCAUCAUUACCGCCCACCAUUCCUCCUUGAGUUGGCUCAGGUUUUGUGCUACCAUGAUUACAGAGAGCAGACAGACUGCUCUGCCUUGGACGCUGUUGAGGAAUGUCUCAGACUUCUUGAAUCUACAUCAGCAGAGCUGAAUAAUCCACUUUUACUGGACACUAAAGCUAAGGCUCUUCUUUGGUGGUAUAUCUGCACACUUGAAGCCAAAUUACAAGAGGGCUUGGAAGUUCAGCGGCGUAAAGCUAAGGAUGACACGCAGCAGCCUUGGACUGGUGUAGAAUAUGAACCUAAUGAUCUCAAUUAUGAAGAUAAACUCCAUGAUGAUCUGUCUGUGAGAGAUGGGAUCUGUUUCACUCUGGCAGGGGAAGCAGGUCCCAUGAAAAGUCUAGAUGAGGCCCUUGCUUUAUGGAAGUGUAUUCUUUCUGGCCCUGAAACACCGUCACUGAGCAGCACUGAACAAACAGUCUUUUCCUUACAACUUCUUGGUUCCUUGUACAGACUUAUGGGGAAGCCUCUGAAGUCCAUUGAAAGCUUCCAGCUGGCCUGUCAUCUUUCUCAUUCUUUGAGGGAUAAUAUUAGAGAGGUUGGGGCCCUCUGCCAGCUCACCAGGCUUCUGUUCUACUUAAACAGUCCUCAACAUGCACAGAUCACCCUUCAAGAGGCAGAAAGAAUAUUACAAUCUGCUGACCGUAACAAUGAAAGUUACACUUUGUAUGAAUUGUCUUGUCAGCUUCUCCACAGCCAACUUUACAGAUACACAGACCAGUUUAAGGAUGGUGUAGAGCUUCUGCUUGGCCUUCUUCAGCACCCAGCUUUACAGAAAUCAUCCAAAGCAUGGUAUCUACUAAAGGUCCAAGUUCUGCAGGAACUUUCAGCGUUCCUUAGCCUCCCUUCCGCAUGUCUCCUUCCAGACCUUCAGAAGCAGUUGUAUACCUACGGCUGGCAUAACCCUGAGACAGCCCUGACAGAUGCUCACAAGCUGCUUAGGAGUAUUGUUCUUCUCCUUCUUGGGAAUGAGGUUCUAUCUUCCCCUAAAGGUUCUUCUGAAGUGCGUUUUGUGGAUAAUGGGGAAAAUCUUCUUCUGAAGUGGCAGGUUCUUGCUGAUUUGCUGAGCUGUUCCCAGGAUUUAGUUAGCACACUUUGUCGAAUGGGCAGUGUUUCAGAGGCCAAAUCUUUCUGUCUUGAGGGGCUUAAAGUUGCCAAAAGUCUUCAAAGUAUAAGGCACUGUGCAGAUUUCCUUGUGAGGAAGGCAGAGUUGGAGACACUACGUUCAGAAACCCAGCUCUGUGAGGAUGAUCUGCAGUAUGUCGUCUUCCUAAUGGAGUCUUGCACAGAUUUUACAGCAAAAUCUCAACAAAAGGAGGUGAAGGUAAAAAAACUUUCCAAAGGAACGAUGUCAACCAAAAAAGGAAAGAUUGCUGAUACUCCACCUAGUCCUCCAAAGGAAGAUUUUAUUAAAGGGAUGGCACUUCAGUAUGUUGAUACCAGGGAUGCUUUAAUUGCCCCUGAUUCUCCUUCAUCUGUACCUUACCCUGAAAAGACUCUGCCUCACUUUAUUUCCCACACUCUUGACUGUACCUGCCCUCUGUGCUCUGAUUUGAUGCUGUCCUUGUUGUGCACUCGCUGGCUGGUGGCUCAAGCCGAGAAUGAUUCCCAGAGUUAUGGCUUGCUAAGUUUGGCUCUGCAAAGAUGUCAAAGUAUAUCACAGCGCUUCUCUGAAAUCCUUCAGAAACUAUUCUUCAAAGAAGACUCUAAACCUGUAGCCCUUGGUGUGGCUGACGAUUUAGUGGCUAGAGUAUACCUGGCAAUGUCAUCACUGAGCCCACCUACUAAACUCCUGGAUGAAACCCUGGAAAAUGGUCUGAGUUUUCUAUCCUCCCGACAAGACAGUUUUCCUAAGCACUGGAAGGCAGGUCUUCUACUUGCUAAAACAAUGAAAUUUAUUUACAAACUGUCUUCUAAAUAUAGCGGCUCUGUUGCAGAUCUCUUUGUGCAGUUAUGGAGCUGGCAGCCACAAUUUGGAAGCAAAAAUGACAAUAAGAGUAGAGCACCAUCUAAGAGUGCUUUAGGCAAAAAAGUCUUUCUAACCACACCAACAGAUCUCCAAGCUCCUGUAUGUCUGGUAGGCUCUGUAGAUACACCAAUAUUUUCCAGUAGGCCACAAACCACUCCAAACCAAAAGUACCGUCCAUCAACCCAGUCAAGAUCAGUAAUACCAACCCUAACAACAAAGAGCACAUUUAUGGUCUAUAAUGAAGAAUCACCUGUGCCAACAGUACAACCGAGAGCACCCAGAGGGCGCAAAACUAGGACCGUGCUAAAGGUUGUUUUUAGCGAUAGUGACCUUGAUGUUCCAGAUGACCCUGAUGAUAACUCUGCCCCAAACUGCAAAAAAAACACAGCACGAGCCAAGUCAGGAGAGCAGAGAAGGAAUGCACGUAGAGCUAACUUAAUGCAGACUGCUCAGGACUCAGAGGAUGAAGAAAGAAAGGGUAAAAGUAAACCAAGACGAGGGAGACCCAGUACAAAAAAGGCUCCAGAAGAGAGACACUCUCCUGUGUCCCAGAGGAGGAGCCGCCGAGUAAAAAUGGAAGCUGCUUGUGAAGAGGUGGAGGUACUAAGAGCAAUAAUCGAGGAACCAGAGGAGAUAUUAAAUUUAAGUAUUGAUGAACUGCGAGGAUCUGAUACAGAGGAAAAAAACGUAAACAAAGCGCACCAGAAGGUGCAGAAGCCACUCAGGAAGGAGAAAACUGUAACGGCUUGUGAUGUUUUAAGAAGGGAUGCUGGAGUGGAACAGGGAAAUUGGACCAAUGGCAUAAAAGAGAGAGCUAUUGAUUUAAAUCCAUUCAGCAUCACAGGACUGUCAUCCCCAAUGGCAGCUACUUUAAGUAGUCUCAACCUUCAUUCUGUAUCUUCUCUCUUGCAUGAAGCUUUGGAGUCUGUAUCUCACUUUCCGCCAUGUGUUUUGUAUUCUCGGUUAUGCCACUUGCUAGCUCUGUUUACUGGCGACAAGGAUCCAUACAACACUGCUCUUCUCGUAAGUGAGUCUGUCUCAGUAACAUUGCGACAUCACCUGCUCAGUGAUAUUCACCGUAAAAUGAGGAAGCUUAGAAAGGAAGGCACAGGGGAUAUGUGUGACAGAUUUCAGAGACUGACAAUAUCGGAUAAUAAAGAUCCCCGGAUCCAGUAUCUUGUUGAGCUUGAGGAGCUCUUCCACUUCCCGGCACAAGCUUUUGAUACACAGAGGUUUAAAGAACAACUAAAACGAAUGCCAGCAAAUACCGUAGCAUGUGUGCUAACGUUGGCAGACUCGCAACUAGGAAGCCCUGGUGACACCUUACUACUGACUAGGCUUGAGAAGGACAACCCUCCAGUUACUGUGCAGAUACCGACUGCUCAUCUGAAGGUGUCUCUGAGUGCUGCUCUACACGAAUUUGACGAAAUUCAGAAGCAGCAGAAAGCGAUCAACAAUUUAACUGACAAAAAAGAAUGGUGGGAUGGACGUAUGGGGCUUGAUGGUCGGAUGAAGGCUUUGAUUGGGUUAUUGGAAGAGCAUAUCCUUGGUUGUUGGAAGGUUCUGAUGAUGCCACCCUGUUUGGAUCCAGCGGUAUCAGAAGAAGCUAACAAACUAUUAGAGCUUUCAGAGUGUGACUGGGGGAAGGUGAAUUCUACACUUUUGAAGACUGUUCUUGGUGGUAGCCACCACUUGACUCCUCAACUGAUCAGCUCAUUAAUUCAGGGUUUCAACCUAUCACAACCAGAGCGAGCACAGGAGCUUCUACAAAAAGCAGUUGAGAGGCUAGAAUCAAGUACCUCAAACACAAAAGGCCACCUGGUGCUUAUAUUAGAUAAGCACCUUCAAAAACUUCCAUGGGAAAGCACUCCCUGCCUCCUAUUGAGAUCAGUCACACGUCUUCCGUCACUACACUUCCUGCUCAGCUACAAUCUACGUACAAAGUACCAACCUCAAAGCACCUUAGUUCAAGGUGUUGACCCCAAGCAGACUUUUUAUGUCCUUAACCCACAUUCCAACCUUCCAGGCACAGAGGAGCGGUUUAGGGAAUGGUUUCAAAAUGAACCCGGGUGGAAAGGAGUGAUAAGGUCUCCUCCAAAAUCUGAGCAGCUUCAGUAUGCAAUAACAAAACAAGAUCUCUAUAUCUAUGUUGGACAUGGUGCUGGUGCACACUUCUUGGAUGUUCAGACGCUCCAGCGAUUGGAUUGUAAUGCUGUGGUGUUGCUAUUUGGAUGCAGUAGUGCUGCACUAGCAGUGCGGGGAGACUUGGAAGGAGCAGGCAUUGUGUUAAAAUACUUAUUGGCUGGCUGCCCUCUGGUGCUCGGGAACUUGUGGGAUGUCACAGACCGUGAGAUUGAUCGAUACACAGUAGCAUUCCUGCAAGGCUGGCUCAAGGCAGGUCCUGGUGCUCCCCUUCUGAAGUUUCUGUCAGAGUCUCGCCAGGCUCCCAAGCUGAAGUACAUAAUUGGUGCUGCGCCUGUUGCCUAUGGCUUGCCCGUCAACCUGCAAUGACUCAUGAGCUUGACUGGCUAAAGGCCAUUGUACAGAGAGUAUAUUUUAUUAUUCACUUUUAAAUAGGGAAAGCAUCUUCAAAUUUGCCUUAAUCAUCAGGAGAAACUGCAAUAUUUAUUACACUGCUGCUUUGUUCGUCCUGUUCAAGAUGCAUGUUCUGAUGCCUGGCAGUCACUGGAUUUAAGUCUUUUUAUGUCUUUAAUUUAAGCAGAUGAUAGGACUUUACCCUUUUAUGUGCUGCUGUAGACCUCUAUUGUGUAUAUAUAAAUUGUUAAAGACAUUGCAGUCACAGAAGUUGCCAAUGUUCUAUAUUUGUCUUUAACUGUAAUUUAUGAUAAAUUUGAUACUAUUUUAUUGACCUCGUCCUUUAUAAAUACAAGCAUGCAUUUAUUACACAAUGCAACAACUCUUAAGUAAAGAGUUUUUAUUUCUUUGUAAUUUCAGUAGCACUUUUUUAGAAGUUGAAAUUUAAGAAAAUACAUCUAAUGUAUUAAAUGUUUUGAAUGCUAAUAUAAAUUUGUAUAAUAAAUAUAUAAAUAUA
Molecule: messenger RNA, 7078 nt
Organism: Bombina bombina (fire-bellied toad)
Lineage: Eukaryota; Metazoa; Chordata; Amphibia; Anura; Bombinatoridae
Gene: ESPL1
Product: extra spindle pole bodies like 1, separase
Exons: 31
Coding region: 127-6537 (2136 amino acids)
Biological process (GO): meiotic chromosome separation; proteolysis
Cellular component (GO): mitotic spindle; nucleus; centrosome
Molecular function (GO): cysteine-type endopeptidase activity
Source: RefSeq, a predicted model, not a curated record